CACAGACAUGGAUGCUUACUGAGUGCACCGGAUGAUGUCUGGUACGCCUAGCACCGCAACCAUGGGUAAGCUGUCAAAUUCUCGCCACACGACUCAACGCUGUAGGAGAGUAAUAUUCAAGUCUACACACUACUGCGAAUUUCUUCCUUCCUACAACUCCAAAUCGACUGCCUGCCAAAUUCACCAAGUUCACCGCCAUUUACCGCCAUCGUACCUAUCAAGCAACCAACCAUGUCCUGUUCACACCCUUUCUAUCAAGCCAUAUUCGAAGAUCUCUACCGCCAACCCCCCAAGAAAGGCUUCCUCGUCAAAGCCUUGGAGACGCUAGAGCAGCAGCAACCACAACCCCUCCUGGCCCUCACGUACUUCUUCAACGUGCUGGAACUCGAUUACAAUCUUGUCGGCGAAACCAACAGCAUCCUAAAAUUUAGAUACGAGCCGCUAUCCUGGGGCCUCUACAUCACCGGCCCUACCCCCUUGAACAAGCAUAGCCUAUAUCUGCACACGCAAACCGCACCGAACUUGAAGUCGAAGAGAGGAGUAGAAACCGUAGAAUUUAAAAUGCAAGGCCGGGAAGAUUUAGCGGCCGUUGCAAGAAGUGUGAUAGAAUACUACGAUGUUCUCACCGACCAGAGAUGUGCUGUGCUGCGGCCUGCUCCUUGGAAAGAUGGCGCGCUCUUGCACGCCCUGCGCGAUGGCAAAGAAAAGACACUUUACCAUCCGCGUUUCGAAGAAGCUGAGCGCGCUGUUAUGCGGAGUUGUCUUCUCGAUGCGUGCGUGGACUUGUUCAUGCCGUUCGGUCUGCAGCCAAGGAUAGUCGAUGAAAAAAACAAGACAAAAAGAGUAGAGUUCAAGAGUAAACACCUACGAGAUGGUAUCGAGCCGAUUAUCUGGAUCGACCGACUAGACCACCAUUUCGACUUAUCGCACCUCGAUGAUGCCGCUGAGGAGGAGGUGGUGGCACCAUCCGAACCGCCGCUUCAAGUUCAACCCAAGGCAUUCAAAACUAGCGUUGUAGUCCAAGGCCUGCGCGGAACCCAAGAAGCUGAUGCCCUCCGCGCCCUGUAUGCCGUUCUCCACGCUGCAAAUCUAGACAGCCUCCUGGAGCAAUACCCCGGCGACGACUACUUCGAUCUACAAGAGGGCCUCGUGUACGAUCUCGCCAGCCAAGCUGAUCGCAUAGCGUUGGUAGAAAGGGUACUGCGCAUGCGCGAUGAAAUGCGGAUUGAAGACGACGAGGCGCAAAGUCGGCAUGUGUGGCAUGGCAAAAUGAAAGAUUGGGGUGGGAAGGAUUGGCGCGCUGGGUUGAGGUUGGAUGAGAGGAGGAAGAAGUGCCGGGAUAGGGAGAGUCAGUUGCGGUAUGAGAUUACUCCGGAGGAAAUGACAGCGCGGGAUGAGGAGAGGGAGAAGAAGAAGGUGUGGGAAGCUGGGUUGCCGGUGGCUGAUUUAGAAGAUAUCGGGGGAGUAAUUCUUAACAGUGGGAUGAGUGAGCAUAGGAGCAUUGAGGAGUAUGUUGAUUCGUUGUUCAAGGAGGCGGGGGUGGAUGCGGAGGUUGGAGCUUUUCCGUAGACACUGAGUCUGGAGAAGCUUUAUGAAAUCUUGAUAAUGCAGGAUGUUCACUUUUCAUUCACAUUCUAUGACUGAGAAAGACUGUUCCAACACGAAGCGAGACAUCGCAUAAUUCCAGUUCAAGCGUCCGUUUCAACUAUGCAUCUUUUCGAAAUGCUUGAGCAUAUUGUCUUUCCGUGGAUAAGCCUUGUCACAGC
Cucurbitaria berberidis CBS 394.84 is the source of this 1766-nucleotide messenger RNA. RefSeq lists its product as uncharacterized. Lineage: Eukaryota; Fungi; Ascomycota; Dothideomycetes; Pleosporales; Cucurbitariaceae. Bases 232 to 1569 code for a protein of 445 amino acids. The record is from RefSeq and is a predicted model, not a curated record. The transcript has a single exon.